AUGAACGAAAAAGCCCCCGCGGACCAAAUCUCCCCCGUCCCCUCCGAAGCCACCUUCACCAACAACCACCUCGAGGCCCUCGACAAGCUCGAAAUCCUACCUCAAAUCCUCCAAGAAGGAAUUCUCUUCGCCGGCUCCGGUGCCGCUCUCCUCCUCCAAGCAGCCUACCCCAACAUCCGCAACGCCUUUGACGACCUCACCCAAACCACCACCUCUUCCACCAGCACCAGCACCAGCACCACCAACCUAGCCACCACCCUCAGCAACACCCUCCAAACAGCCCUCAGCUACAUCGCCUGCCUCGUCUUCGGCACACCCACCGAAAAACACCACCUCCUAACUCUCCUCCAAAAAAGCACCCCUCCACUCCCCCACAAACUGCCCCCGGACACCCCCACCCAACUCUGGCUCACCGCAACCCUCUACGCCACGGCCACUGACUUCUACCAACGCAUCUACGGCCGCGUCGACUACCGCACCGCCGAACGCGCCUACAUGGAAUUUACCACCAUCUUGUCCUGUCUCAACAUCGCACGCGACGUGUGGCCACCUACCAGACAGGCUUUCUGGGUGUAUUGGGAUGAGCAGAUCGAACGGUUAAGCGUUAGUGCAGAGGCACAUCGCUUCGCUAAGGAUCUCCUCGAUAGGAGUGAUUUGCCCGGGUGGGUGAUGGCCGUGAAGCCCCUGUUGAGGGUGAUUACGAUUGAGAUGUUGCCGCCGAGGAUCAGGGAGGCGUAUGGGUUGAAGUCGUCGGCUAAGACGAGGGGGUUGUAUCGUGGGACGAUGGGGUUCUCGGUGGCGGUUUAUCCGGCUUUGCCGGGGAGUGUGAGGGGGUAUCCAUUGAGGUUUUAUUUGGGGGAGUUGAGGGGGAGGUUGGGUGCUGCUUAG
Aspergillus sclerotioniger CBS 115572 is the source of this 888-nucleotide messenger RNA. RefSeq names its product oxygenase MpaB family protein. The transcript has a single exon. Gene Ontology annotation, molecular function: oxidoreductase activity. NCBI's taxonomy places the organism in Eukaryota, Fungi, Ascomycota, Eurotiomycetes, Eurotiales, Aspergillaceae. Bases 1 to 888 code for a protein of 295 amino acids. The record is from RefSeq and is a predicted model, not a curated record.